Morus notabilis is the source of this 1899-nucleotide messenger RNA. Its product is annotated as R3H domain-containing protein 2. The transcript is spliced from 6 exons. The coding region runs from base 274 to 1218 and encodes 314 amino acids. The record is from RefSeq and is a predicted model, not a curated record. Gene Ontology annotation, molecular function: nucleic acid binding. NCBI's taxonomy places the organism in Eukaryota, Viridiplantae, Streptophyta, Magnoliopsida, Rosales, Moraceae.
UGAUAUUGAAGAAAGUUGGUGGUCAUCGGUGCCUCGGUGGCAGAGUGUCAUACGACUGUCAGAUUAGCAAAAACUGAACAACAUGAGAUAGUUUGCUAAUCAAACGACUGGAGAUAGCUAAUGCCAAUGCCAUUGUUGUGAAUUCGCCUCUCAACGGGGCAACCGACGGAAGACGCGCUCGUUGAACCAAAUCCCCUUCCCCUUCUUCUUCAACUCUCUCUCUCUCUCUCGCUUAUUUUAAUUUUAUUUAAUUUAGAUACGGGUUCUUGGAAAAUGAGCAUGACCCAGUUCGCCAUGGUUGAGGAAUUGGCUUUUCUUGUUAAGGACAAUCUUCCUUGCAAGCAUCUUGUUCUCUCAGUUGAAGAAGCCUUGGUCAACUUCCUUGAGACUGAUACCAGCUCCUGCGGGAUCCUAGAGUUGGAACCAAUGAAUUCGUACAACCGUCUUCUUAUGCAUCGUCUUGCAGAUAUAUUUGGCUUUUCCCAUGAAUCUGUUGGCGAAGGAGAUGAUCGGCACUUAAUUUUGGAGCGAUGCCCUGAGACUUCAGUACCUUCAAUCCUUGUUAGUGAUAUUUUGGGGCAGUACGAUGAACCUCAAUCUCCAACCACAUCACAUCAAUUAUUAAGGAGAACAGACGCCUCUCCAGUAUCUUUAGUUUCGAAGACACAAUCACCUCUGGUUCCUCAUUCACUUGAGGAGAGAGAAGCAGCGUAUUUGGCUGCUCGUGAGAGAAUAUUUUCAUUGGAUUUAGGAGGGGAAAAAGAACCCGUCAGGCCGAAGCCACGCAGUGUUCCUGUAGUCGCUCGCAGAAUGAUUGCACAUGCUUUAGGCCAAAGAAUCACUUCAUGCAAUCAUGAUACAACUCACAAGGACUCUAGUAGUUCCGAAGGGCAAACUCACGAAUUAAAUAUUGAAGGCAAGGAUAAAACAGAGUCUGAUUCGAGCCUGCAAGGUUAUCAAGAAAUUGUUCACUUGUCUGGCAAAAGUACAAGCUUGUACUCAAAAGAGAGAAAGAAUUACCAUGGUACUGGUGCAUCAUCACCAAGUGACACUAAGGCACCCCAAAAGUUAUCAGAAAAAAUCUCUACUAGCAUUGCUAGAAAUGGAAUGAAUCGGGAACAUUACAAAAGAGAACAUUUAGGAGCUGCAAAGAGGAUGUUUGCUCAUGCCUUGGGGAUGCAAGCAGGGGUUUCAAAGUCCAGUGAGUUAAAGCAAUGACACAUCGUACUGGUUGGAAAAUCCUUUAGCAAAACAUGUCGGUUUCUUCUUGUUUAUAUUUCUGUUGCAAGCGUACACUUCAACGGUAGCCUUCUAGGUCUCCAAUUGCAACCAAACAACGGUUAAUGAGCACCUACUGGUUAGAGCUGUGGCAAUAAUUCGGUAAAGAGAUGUUGUGGCAAAAAUUUCUGACUAUUGCCGCCAGUUCUGCAGUUACAUAGGGAAAACCUUAUACCAAUUGUGGCGGCAAAAAGGCUAUUCUUCACGUGACAAAAAGUGGAAUUAGCAGUUAACAUAUGUUUUGAAUCAUGUGGCGCAUUGGAUUGGCUUAUGAUGAUAUUUGCUUUAAGUCGAGCAUGCAAGGGUUCAACUUCAGAGGGAAUCCAAACAAAAUCUGUCUGUUCAUGUUCAAAUGUGGCGAUUGGUGUGUGAGUAGACACAAUUCAACUCUCAUCUGCCUCUCAAAUGCCCAUGUACUUGUUAUAUAUUUAGCGAUUUAAUUAUCUGAUCCUUGCCUAGUGCUAGAUUUUGCGUGUUAUGUUUUGCUCCUUUUCUUUUUCUGGCGCACAUGACAUUUGCUUCAAAAGAAAGGAGGUGAUGUGUUAAUGUGUAUGUAUGGAAUGAGCAUCUUGAGGAGCCUCUCGAACAAUCUUAUGUCCAUGAUAUGCAACUUUUUUUUUC